CCGCGUUCGCUUUGGCAAUCAACAUCUCCGCCUUGGAUGGUAGUCAACCAACACAGCAUGUUCACAACUAAGAUCUCCAAAGCAUGUCAAGAAUGCCGAAGGCGUAAGAUCCGAUGCGAUGGGCUGAAUCCGUGCUCGACGUGUCAGCGACGCAACACCGUGUGCCAGUUCCGAAAACGCGCUCGUGUGCGUCAGCGGCUGGGGCCAGCCAUUCCACCACCAUACACUCAGGGGUCGGAAGCGCCCUUUGGCGACCUGGAGGAGACCCUGAGUCAGACCUUGACUGAAGCAGCAUUAGCUGCAGAUCUAGCUAGUCCCGGGGAGAAGCCGAAGGAGCGCCAGCACCCGCCUAGUGAACCUCCAUCGCACCUCUACCGGGAUGUGCACAAGAGUGUGUCCGCCCGUGAAGAAUCAUCUUCAUCGGACUCAGUGGAAUUGUACUAUGGCCCAACCUCCGAUUUCUCCCUGCUCCAGCACCUUUACCGUCGUCUAUACAUCCAUGCGAAUUCGUCGGCCCCUCAACCCGGCCGAGGCGAUAUAGACGAGGUAGACCAGGGGCUGGACUUCUUCCGCAUCCGCCAUAUCUUCUUCGGACCAACCACAGCGGCAUCGGGCUCCGACCAGGCCGAACAGCCCCUCCUAAAUCUGCCUUCACGACAGGUUUGCUAUACCCUGAUGAACCGUUUUCUUGCUACCCAUUACAAUGUCGUUCCCUUUUACCUGAAAUCCCGCUAUGACCAGUUGCUCCGGGCCUUGCUUGGCGACGCCGACAGCAGUCCGUGUAGCCCAGUUCAGAAGCAGAUCGGCCUCCUAGCCAUGGCGACUGCUGCAGCCAAUACCGAGCACUUUGAAUGGGGUGCGACCGUGGCGGAGUACUGUGAAGCUCAACGUGCAAAAACAGAGAACAUUGUCAGCUUGGAAAGUAUUCAACUGGGAAUCAUGAUGGCCAUUUAUCAUCUGGAGUAUGCGCAUUCCAACAUUGCCUACGUUGUCAUUGGCAAUGCUUGUCGCAAAACCUUUGCCGCUGGUCUGCACCGGCAGCAGUUGCGCGCAAACUCGGAUGACAAUCAGGGCAUGUUAGAGCGGCGCCAUACCUUUUGGUCACUCUACUUUGUGGAAAUAUGGAUCAGCUUCUAUCUCGGUCGCCCGAGCAUGCUGGAAUUUAUCAAGGUCGAAGUUUCGCAACCACAAGACAUCUUUCUCUCGAUAUUGCAGCACUUCGCCACUGUCAUGCUAAAGAUCGUCCAGCAAAUUUACCGCCCGCAAUGCGCCCCAGCCGCCUUGUGGAACAGUGCCAUCGCCGUCGGCAGAGAGAUGUCUGCACUUCACUCCAAAGCCCAAGCUGACUUCGGGAUCGAACUCGAUGCGCCUCGGAUAAGUGAUCCACGGGGUAUGCGACCCACGAUUCUCGUUACCUUGUAUAAUUUCAUGUCCUUACUCAUCUUUCGGCCAUUCCUUAUCAUUCGUGGCAAGCUCCAGCAUUCCCAGGCGGAGGCAUCUGAGUCUCCCUCCACUUCAUCGCAGUCCCGCCCGGACAUUCCCAGCUGGCUUAAUGAUGCAUGUCACCGGUGUUUGAAUGCGGCCAAAUCCAUUAUUCUCUACAUUUGCCAUAUUUCCGCCUCCGAUUCUUUACUCCUGGAACUCCGCUUCAACUGUUUCUAUCUGGAGAAUUGCCUAUUUGUGCUCCUAUACGACAUGGCCUCUAACCCAGAGAAGCAUACCCACAAUCUGCCCCUCAUCCACGAGGGUUUGCAGUUUCUGGCCCGCAUGCGACCGGGCGAUCCCGUGUGCAGCUCCAUCACCACCAUCCGCCGCAUUCUGCAUCAUUUAAACCUCGACGCCGGACCCGGGGAGCUCGUGCAUGAUCACCACCACCAGCAGCAUUCUCCACAACUACAAGGUUUCGACCCCUCCUCACAACCACCACCACCGACAUUGCCACUUUCUCUGUCACAGAUGACCAUGGGGCCCGGGGUCUGGGAGGAGCAGCCACAGCAGCACCCGCCGCCUCUCUCAUCCCAGCCUCUGGGGAAUCCCGGAUUACUGGCUCCCAGUACGGAUCUACAAUUUGACUUAGAUAUCUCCGGGGCGGAUUUUAAUGUGGAUAUUACGGCGAUAGACUGGGGGACUUUCUUUUCUUAUGUGCCGAAUCAAUGAUCUACUUUCCGGUUAAAUCACAAGAGGUUUUCAGAAGUAUGAAGCAAUGAAAUGGCAAGCGGCAGCCCCUGCAAAUCCUUGUUCUCUGUCUCAUCUCCUUCCGUGGAGAAUCCGAGAAAUGAAAAG
Messenger RNA from Aspergillus uvarum CBS 121591, 2283 nucleotides. Its product is annotated as Zn(II)2Cys6 transcription factor. The transcript is spliced from 6 exons. NCBI's taxonomy places the organism in Eukaryota, Fungi, Ascomycota, Eurotiomycetes, Eurotiales, Aspergillaceae. Gene Ontology annotation, cellular component: nucleus. Gene Ontology annotation, molecular function: zinc ion binding; RNA polymerase II cis-regulatory region sequence-specific DNA binding; DNA-binding transcription factor activity, RNA polymerase II-specific. Gene Ontology annotation, biological process: positive regulation of transcription from RNA polymerase II promoter by galactose; DNA-templated transcription. The record is from RefSeq and is a predicted model, not a curated record. Bases 37 to 2157 code for a protein of 706 amino acids.